UAUUAAUACCUGGUACUUGUGCUGUCAAAAUGUCCGCCGUUGAUGUUUGUAGAAAAUUGGGAGAGGACGGACGCGAUCUCAAACUCGCUGGCAAUGUCGGCUUUGUCAGCCUCCCUGAUCAGCUUGUCAACAAAAGAGUGAAUUGUGGAUUCUACUUUAAUAUCUUGUGUGUAGGGGAAACAGGCAUUGGCAAAUCAACAUUAAUGGAUUGUCUUUUCAAGACAACAUUUGACAGUGUCCCUCACACGCAUCAUUCACCUGAUGUUGGUAUUGAAGAUCAUAUGUAUGAAAUACAAGAAAGCAAUGUGAAUUUAAAGCUAACAAUUGUCGAUACAGUUGGCUACGGAGAUCAAGUGGAUAAAACAGACAGCCACCAGAAAGUUGUCGAAUACAUUGAUAAACAGUUCGAAGCGUAUUUACAAGAAGAGCUAAAAAUUAAAAGAUCAUUGAGCACUUAUCACGACACCAGGAUUCACGCUUGCCUUUAUUUCAUUUCUCCAACAGGGCACUCCUUGAAGUCAUUGGAUCUGGUCUGUAUGAAACAGUUGGAUAAAAAGGUUAACAUCAUCCCGAUCAUUGCUAAAGCUGAUACCAUCUCGCAAUCGGAGCUGAAGGAGUUUAAAGAAAAGAUUAUGGAUGAACUGAAUUCAGAUGAUGUGCAAAUUUACAAAUUUCCGGUCGAUGAUGAAAAAGAAGCCGAACUUAACAGCUCGAUGAAUGAACAAAUUCCGUUCGCUGUUGUUGGCAGUCGAGAUGAAGUGACUGUUGGUAAAGACAGAGUUCGUGCCCGACAAUAUCCAUGGGGCACUGUGUUAGUUGAAAACGAGACUCACUGCGACUUCGUUAAAUUACGUGAGAUGCUUCUAAGGACUAACAUGGCCGAUCUAAUCGAGACAACCCACGAAAAACAUUAUGAAUUGUACCGUAAAAACAAACUUGCUGAAAUGGGCUUCGCGGACACUGAUUCCGAAAGUCAACCACUAAGUUUGCAAGAAACGUAUGAACAACGACGCAAAGAUUACAUGGGUGAACUUCAGAAGCGUGAAGACGAAAUGAGAAGCAGUUUCAUUAAGAAGGUGAAGAGCAAGGAAGCAGAACUGAAAAAAGAAGAGCAGGAGCUUUAUGCAAAGUUUGAACAUCUUAAGAAGGAACAAGCCGAGAAGAAGAAAAACAUUCAGCACGAGCAACAACAAUUGGACGAAGAAAUUAAUCUUUUUGAGCAACGCAAGAAGCAAGCAACAUUAAUGGCGCAAGGACAAAAAGACAAAAGAAGAAAAUAAUGGUUUGAUAUAUUAACAAUUAUUUUUGUAUUCAAUAUUUUGAAAAAGUUAGUGGACAACAGUACAUGCAUAUAUUUGUAGUUUUGAGGAUAUGUUAUAAUGCACAAGCUACUUACCUAUAUAGUAUACGUCCUGUGUAUUUAAUCUAAUGGAUGCUGGUGAAUCAAACUUAUUCAUUAUUGCCUAAUCCAUUCUAUAUUAUAAUACGUUUUAACGCCAUAUACAUAAUAUGCAUUGAAAUAUUA
This is a messenger RNA of Dendronephthya gigantea, 1525 nucleotides long. RefSeq names its product septin-6-like. Lineage: Eukaryota; Metazoa; Cnidaria; Anthozoa; Malacalcyonacea; Nephtheidae. The record is from RefSeq and is a predicted model, not a curated record. The transcript is spliced from 15 exons. Gene Ontology annotation, cellular component: septin ring; septin complex; microtubule cytoskeleton. Gene Ontology annotation, molecular function: molecular adaptor activity; GTP binding; GTPase activity. Bases 30 to 1280 code for a protein of 416 amino acids. Gene Ontology annotation, biological process: cytoskeleton-dependent cytokinesis.